Nannospalax galili (Upper Galilee mountains blind mole rat) is the source of this 4924-nucleotide messenger RNA. Its product is annotated as baculoviral IAP repeat-containing protein 1a-like. Lineage: Eukaryota; Metazoa; Chordata; Mammalia; Rodentia; Spalacidae. Gene Ontology annotation, biological process: defense response to bacterium; pyroptotic inflammatory response; inflammatory response. The transcript has 15 exons. Gene Ontology annotation, molecular function: cysteine-type endopeptidase inhibitor activity involved in apoptotic process; ATP binding. The coding region runs from base 62 to 4291 and encodes 1409 amino acids. Gene Ontology annotation, cellular component: IPAF inflammasome complex. The record is from RefSeq and is a predicted model, not a curated record.
UGCAGAUGAAGUAUGACCAGUGGCCCACCUGUACCUGGCAUCACGACUUACCUGCCAGGGUAUGGACCCUCAAACUAAAAUGUCUACCAAGGGGGAGGCCGCUGAGGAGAGGAUUUCCGAGUUUGGUGAUGAUUUAGCCUCUGAAAUCUCUGUUCGUCUUGGCAUUGACACAUUCCAAUUAAUAAAGAAAUAUGAAGAAGAAGACCAUAAAGACCGAAUGAGAAUGCAGAAAGGCUUUAACGCACAGAUGCGCAGCGAAGCAAAGCGAUUAAAGACUUUUGUCACCUAUGACACGUUCAGAUCGUGGACGCCGCAGGAGAUGGCGGCUGCUGGGUUUUACUUCACCGGGGUGAAAUCUGGGGUUCAGUGUUUCUGCUGUAGCUUAAUCCUCUUUUGUACCAGCCUCAGGAGACUUCCCAUAGAAAGCCACAAGAAAUUUCAUCCAGAGUGCGAGUUCCUUUUGGGCAAAGACGUCGGUAACAUUGGCAAGUAUGACGUGAGGGUCAGGAGUCCAGAGAAGAUGCUGAGAGGAGGCAAAGCCAGGUUCCUAGAAGAGGAGGCCAGACUGGAGUCCUUCCAGAACUGGCCAUUUUAUGCCCACGGGACAUCCCCACGUGCACUGUCAGCGGCUGGCUUUGUCUUUACAGGUAAAAGAGACACUGUGCAGUGUUUCUCCUGUGGUGGAUGCCUAGGAAAUUGGGAAGAAGGAGAUGAUCCUUGGAAGGAGCAUGCCAAGUGGUUCCCCAAAUGUGAAUUUCUUCAAAGUAAGAAGCCCACAGAGAAAAUUGCUGAGUAUAUUCAGAGCUAUGAGGGAUUUGUUCAUGUAACGGCAGAAAAUUUUGUGGAUUCCUGGGUAAAAAGAGAAUUACCUAUGACAGCAGCUUACGGCAAGGACAGUGUCUUUGCUAAUGAAGAACUAAGGCUGGACACAUUCAAGAACUGGCCCCACGAUUCACCUGCAGGUGUGGCAGCUUUGGUCAGAGCAGGCCUUUUCUACACAGGCAAAAGGGACAUUGUCCAGUGUUUUUCCUGUGGAGGUCAUAUGGAGAAGUGGGAGGAAGGUGACGAUCCAUUAGAAGAUCACACCAAAUACUUUCCCAACUGUGUAUUUCUCCAAAAUAUGAAGUCCUCUGCAGAAGAGAUUCCAGACCUUGGGAGCCACAGGGAACUUCCUGAAGCCAUGGAAACCACAAAUGAAAGCAAUCAUGAGGAUUCAGUAGCCGUUCAUUCUACCAUGGCAGAGGCGGCUCAGAGUGAAGCCCCUUGGUUUCAAGAGGCCAAGAGUCUGAGUGAGCAACUGCGAGCAGCCUACAUCUCCGCCAGUUUCCGACGCUUAUCUUUACCUGACAUCUGCUCCAGCCUACACACUGACCACUUGCUGGGCUGUGACCUGUCCAUUGUUUCAAAGCACAUCAGCAGGCCUGUGCAAAAGGCCCUGGUGCUGCCCGAGAUCCUUGCCAACUUGAACUCUGUCAUGUGUGUGGAGGGGGAAGCUGGCAGUGGAAAGACAGCCUUCCUGAAGAAAAUUGCUUUUCUCUGGGCAUCAGGAUGCUGCCCCCUGUUGAACAGGUUCCAGCUGGUCUUCUACCUCUCCCUUACUUCUACCAGACCAGACCAGAGCCUGGCCAACAUCAUCUGUGACCAACUCCUCAAGGCAGAAGGCUCUGUUUCUGAAGUGUGCCUGAGCAGCAGCAUCCAGCAGUUAAAGCAUCAGGUGUUAUUCCUUUUGGACGACUUUCAUGAAAUGAGCUCAGUCCCCCAAGUCAUUGAAAAACUGAUUGAAAGGAACUGUUUGUCACAAACCUGCUUGUUGAUUGCUGUCCAUAAAAACAGGUCUAGGGACAUCUGUCCAUACUUAGAUACCAUCCUCGAGAUCAAAGAGUUUCCCUUCUAUAACACUGUCUAUGUAUUACGGAGUUUCUUCUCACAUAAUAUAAUACAUCUGCAAGAGUUCAUGGUUUACUUUGGAAUGAAUAAAGGUUUACAAAGAAUCCACAAGACUCCCCUCUUUGUGGCAGCAGUCUGUGCUCACUGGCUUCAAAAUCCUUCUGACCCGUCCCUUGAGAGUGUGACUGUUUUCAGGUCCUACAUGGAAUGCCUUUCCUUAAAGCACAAAACUAGAUCUGAGCUUCUCAAAGCCACGGUGUCCUCCUGUGGUCAGCUGGCCUUGAGAGGGCUUUUUUCAUCUUGCUUUGAGUUUAUUAGUGAUGACGUCAGAGAAGCAGGAGUUGAUGAUGAUGAGGAUCUGACCACCUUCUUGAUGAGCAAAUUCACUGCCCAGAGACUGAGACCAGUCUACCGGUUUUUAAGUCCUGAGUUCCAAGAAUUUCUUGCUGGGAUGAGGCUGGUUGAACUCCUAGGUUCAGAUAGGCAGGAAGACCAAGAUAUGGGAUUUUAUUAUUUGAAACAAAUUAACUCACCCAUGAAGGCGAUAAGCUCCUACAGUAAUUUUUUGAAGUAUGUCUCCAGCCACCCUUCAGCAAAGGCGGGGCCAAAGAUUGUAUCACAUUUGCUUCAGUUGGUGGAUAAUAAAGAGCCAUUCGUGAAUAUAUCUGAAAAUGAGGAUUCCCUGAUGCUCCAUCCAGAAACUUCCCUGCAGACAAAAAUAAUUAGGGGAUUGUGCCAGGUUUCUCCAGAAGCUUUCUCUUCAGUCAUUUCAGAAAGUUUAUUGACCAUCGCUCUCAAGGUUGCUUAUCAAAGCAACACGGUUGCUGCAUGUUCUCCAGUUGUUUCGCAGUUCCUUCAGGGGAGAACACUGGCUUUGAGUGUACUGAAUUUACAGUACUUUGGGGACCACCCAGAAAGCCUGUUAGUGCUGAGGAGUAUCAAGAUCUCCAUAAAUGGAAAUAAAACUGCACCUAGAGUAAGUUAUUCAGAUAUGGAGAAAUGCUUUGAAACCCUACAGCCACCAACUAUAGAUCAGGACUAUGCAUCUGCUUUUGAACAUAUGAAUGAAUGGGAGGAAAAUGUUGCUAAAAAUGAAGAGAAUAUAAAGAACUUUAAGAAUAUGCAGUGCAAGCCCCCACCACGCAUCAGUGGGGGCUAUUGGCAACUGUCUCCCAAGCAGCACAAGAUCCCCUGCCUGGAAGUGCACGUGGACAACAUGGGUCCAGCAGACCAGGAGAUGCUCCGGGUCCUAAUGGAAGUUUUCUCAGCGUCACAGCACAUUGAACUCCAUUUAUACCACAGCACUGGCUUCAUUGAAAGCAUCCGCCCAGCUCUGGAGCUGAAUAAGGCCUCUGUCACCAAGUGCUCCAUGUGCCAACUUGAGCUCAGUGAAGCAGAACAGGAGCUGCUCCUCACCCUGCCUGCCCUGCGGUCUCUAGAGGUGUCAAGGACAAACCAGUUCCAAGAUCUCAUCCUUCCUAACUUGGACAAGUUCCCGUGCCUGAAAGAACUGUCUGUGACACUCGAUGACAAACCAGACGUGCUGUCAGUCAUUCCCGAAGAUUUCCCAAACCUCCACCACAUGGAGAAAUUAUCCAUCCAAACUUCCACCGAGUCUGAUCCCUCAAAACUAGUUAAGGUGAUUCAGAAUUCUCCAGAUCUUCAAGUUUUCCAUCUGAAAUGUGAUUCCUUUUCGGAUUUUGAGUCUCUCAUGACUGUACUUGUUUCCUGCAAGAAACUCAAAGAGAUUGGGUUUUCUGGAGGAUACUUUGAUGCCCUGCCAUUUGUCACCAUUUUACCAAAUUUUAUUUCUCUGAAGACAUUAAAUCUUGAAUACCAACACUUUUCCAAUAAAGAAGCAUCAGAAAAAUUUGCACACACUCUAGGUUCUCUCAGGAACCUGGAGGAGCUGCUUCUUCCCCAUGGGGACGGGAUUCAUCACGUGGCCAAGCUGAUUGUCAGGCAGUGUCUACAGCUGCAGAGUCUCCGAGUUCUCUCCUUUCGCCAGACCUUGGAUGAUGACAGUGUGAUGGAAAUCGCCAAGGUGGCAGUCAGUGGAGGCUUCCAGAAACUCAAGAACUUAGAUCUUUCACUGUGUAACAAGAUUACAGAAGAAGGAUAUAGAAAUUUCUUUGAAGUCCUGGACAACCUGCCAAACUUGCAAGAGCUGAACAUUUCCAGGCAUCUCCCACAAUGUAUCAAAGUUCAGGCCACCACCGUCAAGGCCCUCAGUCAGUGUGUGUCCCGACUGCCCAGCCUCACCAGACUCACCAUGCUAAGUUGGCUCCUGGUUGAGGAGGACAUGAAACUGCUCAAUGCUGUGAAGGAAAGACACCCUCAAUCUAAAUGCUUCACUAUUAUCUGGAAAUGGAUCCUACCACCCUCUCUGGUUAUUCAGAAAUAAAAGAUGCUGCUGAAGACUACUAAUCAAGAAAUUUUGUCAACAGUUCUAAAACUUUGAUUUUCAAAAUCAAGACCCUGCCUUAAAGACCAAAACCAUAACUAUUUCAUACACAAGAAUUUUACUGAAGUGUGUGAGGAUUUUUUUUUAAAAGCCUGUAUGUCCAUCACUAAAGUUCAGAGCUAUCAUGCACAGUAUCUUUGCAGUCUUGUGUGAUCCUUCUGCAUAGAGAUUAGCCUCUCAAUCAAGUUCAUACAGUGAACCCUCUGUUAUCAAGGUCAUCACGGAGAGGCUGUGGGAAAGCAAUAGGAUCUAUGUAAAAACCCACAGCACAGACGAAGUAUUCAGUUUAGGUACAAAACGUCCAAUUUAAAGAUUGAAUCAGUUCCACACAUGAUGAGACAAGGGCUGACGACCACAGGAUGCAGAUGACUUUUCUGGAAGACAUUCUCUAGUCUUUGCAGGGUCUUUUGUGCAUUUCAGUAGCCUUGAUGUGGGAGAGCUUGCUUGUACAUCUCUUUUCCAUUACCAGUGUGAAGAAGAAGUUAGGUUUAGGGAAAACUGCUUUGUUUCAGAGGCUUUUGAGAUUUCCACAUGUGCUGUAACGACCUUACAUUUUCUUAUAUUCCUCUGUAA